Molecule: messenger RNA, 570 nt
Organism: Parnassius apollo (apollo)
Lineage: Eukaryota; Metazoa; Arthropoda; Insecta; Lepidoptera; Papilionidae
Source: the annotation of a GenBank genome assembly
AUGGCUGGACAUGCUACUCGACAAAGUAGCGCCAUCCAGCCUUCCAUCCCAGCCUGGAGAAAAAGAAUCGAGGACCGUAUCGCAAAGGCAAGAGCUCUCAUCGGCAGACUGAUAUGCUUCAGAUCAGGCAAUAACAGGCCAAGAAUUGUGCGCACCGUCAGGAUGGCGUUUGCUGGGACAAAUGUCAGUUUGUCCCAGCCGGAUAUAACGCAAAAACUGAAGGAGCGCAUAGAUGAUCUGAAGCAAAAAAUCGCUGCUUGGGGAAAGCGGAUUCGGCGAUAUACCGAGAGGUCGACACGGUUCAACCAGAAUCGUCUCUUCCAGAGUGAUCUCUUCCAGAAGUGGCUCUAUGAAUCAUUGGUGCGACCAAUGGUAAGUGGAAAGGGCCCAGCACCGAAUCAGGCCGACACUGUAGCAUUCUGGCGCGGCCUGUGGUCAGAGCCCGUAAACCACAGCGAGGGCCCUUGUACGGAAGUUGCGGCGAGUCAGUGUGCGAGUAUAACGCCCAAUGACCCCGUCAUUAUAACACCGGAUGACGUAGCUGAGGCGGUCCGUAGGGCCCCGAACUGA